This is a messenger RNA of Pelmatolapia mariae (spotted tilapia), 2412 nucleotides long. RefSeq names its product zinc finger DHHC-type palmitoyltransferase 13 (gene zdhhc13). Gene Ontology annotation, molecular function: protein binding; palmitoyltransferase activity. Gene Ontology annotation, biological process: protein palmitoylation. Bases 1 to 2001 code for a protein of 666 amino acids. Lineage: Eukaryota; Metazoa; Chordata; Actinopteri; Cichliformes; Cichlidae. Gene Ontology annotation, cellular component: Golgi membrane. The transcript has 17 exons. The record is from RefSeq and is a predicted model, not a curated record.
AUGUCAAAUUCUAAACCUGCCUAUCCAGCGGCAGUAACUUUCCCUUCUCUCCUCGACUACAAAAUGGACUGGAAUGAAGACGCAAAUGAUCACAGCCACAUGCAUGACAGCUGUCACCAUGGGCAUCAAGGCCAUUCUCACAGUCAUGGGCCAAGACCGGCAGGAUUUGGAGGGAUGGUGAAUCCAUUCAUGCCGGGUUUUUACGGACAGUUUGGCAAAAAUGCAGAUCUGACUGACAUCAGGGAGCAACCAAAGAAACGGUCACACAUGGAUGAUAGCAGCAGUUGGGACAUAGUGAAGGCAUCACAGUUUGGAAUCCUGGAGCGCUGUAAGGAGCUGGUGGAAGCUGGAUAUGACGUCAGGCAGCCAGACAAAGAGAACGUCACUCUGCUGCACUGGGCUGCUAUCAACAACCGCUUAGAGCUGGUCAAGUAUUAUAUUUCCAAAGGGGCAAUAGUAGACCAGCUUGGCGGAGACCUGAACUCUACUCCACUUCAUUGGGCCAUAAGGCAGGGCCACCUCCCCAUGGUAAUCCAGCUAAUGAGAUAUGGAGCAGACCCCUCUGUUGCAGAUGGAGAGGGCUACAAGGCUCUCCACCUUGCUAUUCUCUUCCAACACAUGGCAAUAGCAGCUUAUCUUAUAGCUAAGGGACAGGAAGUUGACGGGCCUGACUGCAAUGGACAGACGCCGCUAAUGUUAGCAGCACAGAAGAUUAUCGGGCCUGAACCAACAAACUUUUUAAUCAAAAAUAAUGCCUCCGUGAGCGCUGUGGACAAAGUCAACAGGAACACUCCACUGCACUGUGCCGUGCUGGCAGGAAAUGUAGAUGCUGCCCACAUUCUGCUGGAGGCUGGGGCCAGUGUGGAAGCAGAAAACAUUAACGGUCACACACCCAUCGACUUGGCUCACCAAGUGCACAGCCCGUUGCUCAUGCACAUGCUCAAUCAGGUCAAACGGGAGAGGCUUCGCUCCAACUCUCGCUGUCUGCGAGUCGUGAACAGAUACAGGGUGUUUCUGCAGUUUUUACUCUGCACGGCUUUGUUUGGAGGUGUUGGUGCAAUAGUGGAUAUGAACUCAGAAUCCUGGUUACUCAAAGGGAUCCUGUUGGCCUGUGUGAUAGGUGUGAUUAAUCUGGCUACAAGGAAUUUCCCAGGCCCAGACUUUCAGUCCAACCUACAAGCUUCAAGUCUCAUGGCUUCAAUCUUUUGGAUGCUUGUCACCUGGUGCCUCUGGUUUAUGCCAGAUCAGCCUAGUGCCACAGUACAGGUACUGUUCACUCUGAAUGCCACUGCUUUACUCUACUACUACCUCCGCACCUGCAGGACGGACCCCGGCUUCAUCAGAGCAACUGAAGAGGAGAAGAAAAUGAAUGUGUUGGUGUUGGCUGAAGCCGGCUGUCUGGACCCCAGGAUAUUGUGCACCUCUUGUAUGAUAAAGAAGCCAAUGAGAGCCAAUCACUGCUUCAGCUGCGAUGCCUGUGUGGCCAAGCAGGACCACCACUCCAUCUGGACCAACAGCUGCAUUGGUGCGAGGAACCAUCACUACUUCAUCCUCUUUCUGUUCUCCCUCGCGCUGAUGGGAGCCUGGAUGUUGUACGGCUGUGUCAUGUACUGGUCCGCUCAUUGCUUGCUGCGUUACGAGGAGCAGGGCCUGUGGGGUACCUUCUCUGGUCUGGUAGGGUGCUCUCCCUGGCUGCUCUGCAUCUUCGUCCUGGUCGUCUAUCAUACAAGUUGGUCUACUUUGACCCUGCUGCUGCAGCUCUACCAGAUUGCAUUCCUGGGACUGACGACAGUAGAGCGAACAAAUCUAACACAUCGCCAGAGGAAACUCCGGCAACCUGUCUCUCUGAGACAAAAUCCAUUCAAUUUGGGCGUAGUGAAGAACCUGGUGUCGUUCUUCCAGCUCCGCUGUUGUGGACUCUUCAAACCGGUCAUCAUUGACUGGACGCAGCAGUUCCAACCUGGCCACCAGCAUGUGUUCGGACACACCGACAUGGUCUGACCUCCUCCCUCCUCCACGCUCAGGGUCAAGGGUCAGAAUCUGGACCAAAAGCACAGACAUUUAUUUAUUGUUUUUUAAUGUGGUGGCUCCUUGUGGAAAGAGACUGCAAUACUCAGAAUUGGGAAAACACAAAGAAACAUGUAGAUAUUUGAUUCAGUUGCUGUUUGUACAGACUGCUGCUGCCUUAUACUUGACCAGUGUAAGUAAAGGGAAAAUAACAGAACCUUUAGAGGCCUACCUGUGAUGGAGGUUUUGUCCUGUUUUUAUGAACACAUUAAAACUAUUUUUACUAUCUGUUCAGAAAAAAAGAAUUAGACUUUGUAUGUGUGGAAAAUUUGGUUUUAUGACUUUUGUAAAAAUUGCAUGCAUUUAAUACAAAUGACCACUAUAAAACUUCAAUAAAACAAUGUU